Molecule: messenger RNA, 345 nt
Organism: Insectozyma verbasci
Lineage: Eukaryota; Fungi; Ascomycota; Pichiomycetes; Serinales; Debaryomycetaceae
Source: the annotation of a GenBank genome assembly
AUGUUUGAAUGGAUUACAUCAUGGUUUCAAGCUGAACCAGUACCAAUCGAAAUUAAAACUGAUAUAGAUCAUACUGUAAAUUCCAAUAAAGUUGUUGUUUAUUCAAAAACCUAUUGUCCUUAUUGUAGCUCAACAAAAUCUUUAUUUGAAAAUUUGAAAGUUCCAAAUGUUAAAGUUGUUGAAUUAAAUUUAUUAAAUAAAGGUUCAUUAAUUCAAAGAGGUUUAUAUGAAAAAACUGGACAAAAUACAGUACCUAACAUUUUUAUAAAUCAAAAACAUGUAGGUGGUAACUCAGAUUUACAAGCUUUGAAUGCGCAAGGUAAGUUGAAGCAAUUAUUAGAGUAA